Aspergillus thermomutatus is the source of this 1059-nucleotide messenger RNA. Its product is annotated as mitochondrial 54S ribosomal protein uL5m. NCBI's taxonomy places the organism in Eukaryota, Fungi, Ascomycota, Eurotiomycetes, Eurotiales, Aspergillaceae. Gene Ontology annotation, biological process: translation. The record is from RefSeq and is a predicted model, not a curated record. The coding region runs from base 1 to 1059 and encodes 352 amino acids. Gene Ontology annotation, molecular function: structural constituent of ribosome; RNA binding. Gene Ontology annotation, cellular component: cytosolic large ribosomal subunit; ribosome. The transcript has 3 exons.
AUGGCUGCCAGCGAGUCGUCCAGGUUCCUGGCAAGGUCACUGCCAAGAGCUUUUGCACCAUCUUCUCGUCUUCAGAGCGUUUGUUGGCGCCGCAAUGCCUCAGACCAGGCAUCGUCUAAGUCCCCAAUUAGUGAUCUGGAGUCGUCGAGCUCUCUGAGUGCCAGCGUGACGGAAGAUAUUGUGAAGUCAUUUGAUCCAGUAGCGAGGUCAAGAGCGCGCAAAACACAGUUGCCUCGGAGUCGUUAUCAGUUCCGUUCACCCAAAUACGACCGUGGUCCUCUACACCCUCACAGACCUCCUCCACCAUCAGAUCCCUCUUCUCGACUUUUUGUUCCUGGUCCCUUUUCACUUCCCAGAGUAACACAGACUUGGGAAUCGACGAUCGCUCCAGAUAUUCUCACCCUCUGCUACGUCCACACCCCUCCCGGUUUCACACCCCCACCGAAGGGUUCUCGUCUCCGUGAGUGGGACGACAGCUCUCCUUACCACAAGAACCGACCCCUGCGUGGACCUCGUGGCGGCGACGUUCUACGACUGCUCCGCAAGCCCAUCACUUUCAACAACAUCCCCCAGCUGGAGCGCAUCACCAUCCACAGCUACGUCAAGCAAGCUGCUACGGAGAACUCGUCCUGGCUUCAUGUCGCCGGUAUGGCCGUUCAGGCUAUCUCCAAUGUCCGCGUCCAGACAUAUAAAUCAAAGUCCAGUGUUGCCACUUGGGGUAUUGCGCCUGGCAGAGACACCGUCGCGGUGAAGGCGGAACUGCGCGGUGAGGAUAUGCUCCACUUCUUCGGAAAGUUAGUCGAUGUUGUUCUGCCUAGAAUCAAGGACUGGGAAGGUGUCAAGGGUACCAGUGGUGAUAGCAGCGGAAACAUCACGUUUGGUCUUGAGCCCGAGAAUGUGGCUCUUUUCCCUGAAAUCGAGGUCAACUACGACAUGUACCCACCAAAGAUGAUCCCCGGUGCUCACAUCACGAUCCAUACAACUGCCAGAACCGACAAGGACGCCCGUCUUCUCCUCAGCGCCAUGGGUAUUCCCUUCUAUGGAAAGCUGGUUGAUUAG